ACCCCUUGCAUGCGUGGUAUGAAUUUUACCUUAACACCGGUUGUCCGCCAUUUUGGAGAUAUACGUAAAUAUUGACAUACAAAGGAAAACAAAGUAAAAUCGAACGUGUUACGAUAAAUGAAGACUUAUUGACGUAAAAUAUGUCAAAUAAACCGCCAGUUACUUCAACAGCAAAUAAAUUAAUGUAUAGAGACACAUUAGAACCAGUUGAGCGGACAAGAUACGACAAUAAAUUAGCGAUAAUCGGGGGAUGUGAAAAUGAUCCUUACGAACUGUAAUCCUUUACUGAGGAUGUGAAAUUACUACCAGCUGUAACUUAUCCUGAUAUAGUGAACUAUCUGAUUUUUACUCCUAGUCCGUACACUGCUGAUGAUUUGAAAUGCUAUAAAGGGUUAGAUGCCUAUAAUCAAUUCCUGUGUGGAUGGGUCUCAUGUUUGAAAACAGUGAUAAUCAACAACAAACAUGUUGUUAGAGCUAAGGUUUUACAUUCCCAGAGAUUGCGAGAAAAGUCAUUGAAUGCAUGGGUUACAGCAGAGCCAAACGGGAAAAUUCUUGCUUCACAUUGUGACUGUAUGGCAGGUAUUGGUGAAGUAUGUUCACAUGUAGCCUCCAUUCUGUUUGCCAUUGAGGGGACUGUCCAUGUGCGUGACUCUCGAACUGUCACACAGGAGCCAGCUUACUGGCUACUUCCCACAUCAGUGAAGAAAGUGAAUUAUUCUGAGACCCGACACAUCAACUUUACUUCAGCCAAAACACUUAAAAAAACAUUUGAAAAAAUGUGUGACAACACUGUGACAGCCCCUCCUUCGACAAAGAAAAGUAAAAAGCCUGUACCAGAACCAACACAAUCUGAAAUUUCAAACUUAUUUUCUAGUCUACAUGCAACAGGAAAGAAAUACUCUAUUCUCUCUGUCGUACCAGAAUUCGCAGACAACUAUAGACCUAAAGUCGAGCAACUGAAAUAUGCAAAAGAUUUGACAGAACUUAAAGAAAAAAAUGCCAUGCAAAUGAACUAUAUGGAAUUGUUGUCAAAAUGUAAUGACAUUUCAAUAAGUGUGACAGAAGAGGAGGUAGGAAAUGAUGAAAUAGCGACAAGACAGCAGUCACAGAGCAAACUUUGGUACAAGUUUAGAUCAGGACGCAUAACGGCCUCAAAAAUGAAAUCUGUCUGCUCAACAGAUAGUUCGAACCCCUCUCAAAGCCUUAUAAUGUCCAUCUGUUACCCAUCUAGUCAUCAAUUUUCUUCUGAAGCAACUGCAUGGGGACUGAAAAAUGAGAAGCUAGCAAUUGAUAAGUUUGUACAAGCAUUUAUUGCAGAAGGUCAUGAAAAUGUGACUGUUGAAAAUUGUGGCCUAUUUAUCAGUUCUGACAGUCCAUGGUUAGCAGCAACCCCAGAUUGAAUAAUUUCAUGUGACUGUUGUGGGAAAAGUACAGUUGAGGUAAAUGUCCUUUUUCAAAGAAGAAUGAUGUCCUUAAGUCUGAUGGAGAUUUCUACCUCAUUCAAGGAGACAAUGGAGAGUUAAGUCUAGACCAUAAACACAAUUACUAUUUUCAAGUUCAAACACAGUUGGGUGUGACUAAGUGUGAGUCGUGUUUUUUUAUUGUAUGGACAGAUAAAGACAUACAUAUUGAAGAGAUUGACUUUGAUAAGGAAUUAUGGGACACUAAAUAAGCCGAAAUUUUCUUUCGGACAGCUAUUCUCCCUGAAUUGGUUGGAAAAUUCUAUUCUCGUCUCCCUGGCACAGGUAUACCAACCAUCUCAUCAACUAUUCUGAAUGAUAACAGUUCAAACAAGGCAGGUGCAUGUGAAAAUGUCCCAAGUUCUUCCAAUAAUGAAGAAACUUGGUGCUACUGUAACCAGGUGGAAUAAGGAAAUAUGGUUUAUUGU
Ruditapes philippinarum (Manila clam) is the source of this 1888-nucleotide messenger RNA. RefSeq lists its product as uncharacterized. Lineage: Eukaryota; Metazoa; Mollusca; Bivalvia; Venerida; Veneridae. The coding region runs from base 573 to 1400 and encodes 275 amino acids. The transcript is spliced from 2 exons. The record is from RefSeq and is a predicted model, not a curated record.